This is a messenger RNA of Drosophila grimshawi, 2948 nucleotides long. RefSeq names its product sialin. The coding region runs from base 750 to 2279 and encodes 509 amino acids. The transcript has 8 exons. Gene Ontology annotation, biological process: monoatomic anion transport; transmembrane transport. Gene Ontology annotation, cellular component: plasma membrane. Gene Ontology annotation, molecular function: transmembrane transporter activity. Lineage: Eukaryota; Metazoa; Arthropoda; Insecta; Diptera; Drosophilidae. The record is from RefSeq and is a predicted model, not a curated record.
AAUGCUGUCAACGCUGCCGUCAGCGCCGGCGUCGACGUCAGCGUCGCUGGCGCUGGCAACGUCGCAUGCUCGUGAGCAAAGAAAAAGCGGCUGUCGUGCAGGCAACAUUUUCAGUUCAGUUCCAACAAUCGGAGUGUCAUCAAGCAGCUGCCAAAGAUUCAGGCAAAAAUAAAACGGCACCAGGCAGACAAGCAAAAGACAGAAGGCAAAGAGCCACAGGCGCAACUCGAAAAUUGUUUUGGGUUGAGUUCGAGAAAUUAGCUGAAUACAAUUUUGUACAACGCAUGCGCUGCUCUCGAAAAGUGCUUCUUUCAACGCCGACAACCACAGCUGCCUCAGAAAUUUUCCAAAAAUAAAUAAUUAAAAACAAAGACUAAGCUAAAGAAACGCAAAGAUAAAAGAAAAGAAAAACGACAACAACAUACGCAAAAUCACUGUUAUGUACAUUUAAUUAGUGUAAUACAAACGCGUGGGUCUCUUUCACUCUCUCUCUCUCUCCCUCUGUGUGUGUGUGUGUUUUGGUGUUUUUAAUACAUAAGUUGUACAUAAUAUUUAGAUAUAUAUGUGACAGUGAAAUAUAUCUGUAAAUUCUUGUUUCAAAACAAUCACAAUCAAAUCGCGUGCAUUUUUGUCGUCGUAAUUGAUGUUAAACACUUUACAAAUUGCUAAUCAGCGUGUUUUGAGCUAAUUUCAUCUUUUGCUGUAUUUUCAUUUUAGACAACCUCAAGUUCAAGUUGAAAAACGGCGAUAUGUCGAACACAGAGAAGCGGGGCCUACAAAGAGUACGAAACUUCCUAUCAUGUCGUCAAGUAUUGAAUCUGCUGACAAUGCUCGGCUUUAUGUUGAACUAUGCGCUGCGAGUAAACUUAACCAUUGCCAUUGUGGACAUGGUUAUGCCAAAUGUGACAAAUACAGUUGCCAACAGUACUCUAAAGGUGAACAGCAGUCUAGAACUGGCUGGGAAUAAUUCCAUAUCGAGCAACUCCAAUGGCAUCUUGAGCAACAUCACCUCGGUGGAUGGUGUGGAUGUGCUUGAGGAACGCUUUCCCUGGGACACAUACCAGACCAACUUUGUGCUGGGCUGCUUCUUCUGGGGCUAUGUCCUUACAGAGCUGCCAGGCGGUCGUCUCGCUGAAUUGAUUGGCGGUCGUCGCGUCUUCGGACAUUCCAUGUUGUGGGCCAGUUUGUUAACAUUGAUAACACCCCUGGCAGCCCAUAUGAGCUACGUGAUGUUGAUCAUUGUCCGUGUCGCACUCGGAUUCAUGCUGGGCGCAUCCUGGCCAGCCAUACAUCCUGUGGCAGCUGUCUGGAUACCGCCAAUGGACCGUUCCAAAUUUAUGUCCAACAUGAUGGCCUCUUCCUUGGGUGCUGCGAUAACGAUGCCCGUUUCUGGUUAUCUAAUCUCGGUUUGUGGCUGGGCGAGUGUCUUCUAUCUGACGGGAGCGAUUGGUUUGCUGUGGUCCUUGUGCUGGUUCACCUUUGUCUACGAGACCCCAGCGACGCAUCCUCGCAUUACGGCCGAGGAGAGGCGUGAGAUUGAGGAGGCCAUUGGCACAUCCACCUCGAAGAAGCGACCCAGUUAUGUGCCCUGGGGUGAACUGCUCUGCUCCCCUGCCGUUUGGGCCAUCAUCAUCACACACGGCCUUUCCGUCUUUGGUUUCUUCACGGUGAUCAAUCAACUGCCCACAUUCAUGUCCAAGAUAUUGCAUUUCGACAUCAAGAAGAAUGGUUUGUUCUCAUCGCUGCCUUAUCUGGGCAAGUAUGUGAUGGCCGUCGCCUCCUCCUAUCUGGCCGAUCAUCUGCGACAUAAGGGCACAUUGAGCACAACGGCAACUCGCAAGAUCUUCACCACAUUCGCACUUGUUACUCCCGGAUUGCUGAUGAUAGCUCAGGUAUUUCUGGGCAUGGAUGCUACCUGGUCUGUGGCGAUCUUCACACUGGCACUCUUUGCACAUGGAGCAGUUACUGCUGGAUAUUUGGGCAAUGGCUUGGAUAUUGCGCCCAACUUUAGCGGCACCAUUUUCGGCAUGGCCAAUUCUCUGUCAUCCUUCGGAGGAUUCCUGUCCACGUGGAUGGUUGGUGCAUUGACCUUCGAGGAUCCCUCGUUCCAUCAAUGGCAAAUUGUCUUCUGGAUCCUGGCGGGCACCUAUAUCUCGGCAGCUGUUGUUUUUGUCAUCAUUGGCACUGGCGAGCUGCAGUCGUGGAAUAAUCCACCCGAGCGCAAGAAGAUCAGUGAUGUGGCUCAAGAGGAGGGUGUUCCCCUCAAGAACGAGAAGUAAUCGAAAUGACGAAAACUCUCUUCGAUAUGACAAAAAAAGAAGAAGAUAACCCACCACAUCCGCACAAGCUAAAGUAGUUUCUAACUGCACAAUUGAGAUUCUGAUAAGCAUAAUUUAUACUUGAUUGUCUGCAAGUACACUUAGAGAAAAGAACACAUAAUGGAAGACACUAGUUUUAGGAAAGCUGUAAAGUUUCUAUAUAUAUAUAUACACACACAUAUAUCCAUUAACAAAAUCAUAUAAUGAACAAUGACUUUGUAGCCAGAACAAGUAAUAUUUACUUUAGACUUCUUAAGCAACUUUGUAUUUUUAGGCGUGGCGAGAUAGCAAUUUUUGUUGUUGCUGUUUGGCCCGCAUAUAUUAUUUUACAUUUCAUUCAUAAUAUAAAAUCUAAAUAAAUGUAUAUAGUUUAAUUGAUGUCCGUUUGUAUGUUCAUCGACUGCACAGAAGAAAUUUGUACAAAAGAAAUAUGGUAGAGAAAUUUUUUUGUUUUUUGUGCUUGAAAAUGUUCUGUUAAAUUAGUUAAGUAGACUCGCCCUGUACUCGUAUUAGCUAAUUUUAUAAAUGCAUACCUAAGUUAAGUCGAAUAAAUCAUGUAUACUUUAUUAUUUAUGCAAUUAUCAAUAGUUUUCUUUUCUAACUUCAUAAUAAAGCCUAUCAAAGACAAGA